AUGGCCCACGGCUACAUCGACUCGGUCGCGGUGCCGCUCCACCUCCCUCCAUCCGCAUACCAGCCUCAGGGCGGGGCGAAGGGCGGGAACAAGGGCAAGGGGAAAGAAGUGGCCGCGUCAGGCGAUGCUACGACUCGGGAAUACGACGUGGUAGGGAGCUGGACCGCUCAGGAGCGCGAGGAGAUGCAGCGCAAGGUCGCAAUGGCCAGUCUCCUCGGCUACUCGACGCUUCUCCUCACCAUCUCGAUCCCUCCGACCUUUGACCCUUCCCUGCUCUCGUUUCCGACCCCUCUCUUCCCUCAACUCGACCCUCGAACGGCUCCGCCGGGCACCGAAGGCCUCGUGAUGCAGAUGUGGCGGAUCAACGUCGAGAACUAUGGCGACGAGGCGGUCAAGGGUGCUGGACAGAAGGGUUGGUAUGGCUUUGCCAACUCGACCGCGCAUCUCUACCCUCCCCAGACGACCCUCCUCUCCGUCAGCCCGACAAAUCUCUCGUCCUUCUCCCACGUCGCGCUCUCCCUUUCCCCACCGACUCCCUUCGCACCAACACUCAUCACCAUCGACCCCUCUAUCUCACCUCGACUACCCUUCCCGCUCAAGCGCGGCAUGAUCUCGUCUCUCGCGCGCUCGGGAGUCUGCUUCGAGCUGAUCCUGCGCGGCGUGACGAGGCUCGACCAGGAAGGCGAGCAACCUGGUGAUUCGGGCAAGCGGAGACGGAACUGGAUCGCGGGCGCGAGGGAGGUUGUCAGGGCGACGGAGGGGAAGGGGGUCGUCGUCUCGAGUGGAGCGGUGAGGGCGGGCGAGAUGCGCGGGACGGAGGAUUUGAUCAACCUCUGCUCGUUGAUCGGGAUGCCUCCAGCGCAAGCCAAAGACGCGCUGACCGUUAACCCGCAAAGGGCGAUCAUGCGUGGACUCUCGCUGCGACAGACCUAUCGAGGCGUCAUCUCGAACCCGACUCUCACAACCUACUCUCCCGCCGGCCCCGUCUCCUCAGCACUCGCUUCCACGAUUCCCGAAGCCUCAGCGAAGAAACGACCGGUGACAGAUAUCGCAGCGAGUGCGGCGGGUACUGGUGGAACAGAUGGGAAGAAGGUGAAGAAGAAGCGGAAGGAGGGCGGGUCGUAG
Messenger RNA from Rhodotorula toruloides NP11, 1125 nucleotides. RefSeq names its product RNase P subunit p30 family protein. The record is from RefSeq and is a predicted model, not a curated record. The transcript has 5 exons. Gene Ontology annotation, molecular function: RNA binding. Bases 1 to 1125 code for a protein of 374 amino acids. Gene Ontology annotation, biological process: tRNA processing. Lineage: Eukaryota; Fungi; Basidiomycota; Microbotryomycetes; Sporidiobolales; Sporidiobolaceae. Gene Ontology annotation, cellular component: nucleolar ribonuclease P complex.